AUGGUUGAUGAUGAUGGAAGUAAUCAAGUAUCUGGCGGACCUGAAACUGAUGGGGAGGAUGAUGAUGCUGAGUAUGUGAAGAAUAUUUUAGAGUUGACAGAUGAUGACGUAAUGGGUCUUGAAUUUGAUUCGGAGGAAGAAGCAGUAAAGUUUUAUGAACGAUACGGGCAAUGUUUUGGUUUUGGGGUAAGGAAGGAUAAUGUGUAUCGUGGACCCAAGGGUUGUGUUGUUACACGUCAAUUAGUUUGCAGUAAAGAGGGGGCAAGGCACAAGAAAUACAUGGAACGUGGUGAUCGGGUUAGAGCUCCAAAGCCAAUUACAAGAGUCUCAUGUCCGGCCAGAUUUCGCGUUCGUUAUGAAAGAAACUCAGGUAAGUGGAAAGUAACUCUUUUUGAGAAGUCUCACAAUCAUGAAUUGACUCCGGUUGACAAAGUACAUCUGAUUUCUUCAUUUCGCCAAAUAAGUGAGUCUGACAAGGCCCAGAUUAAUAGCCUUAAGAUCCACGGUGUUCGGACAUGUAAUAUAAUGGGGUUGAUGUUAGGGCAGAAAGGUGGUCAUGAAUCUUUGGGCUUUACUAAGAAGGAUCUGUACAAUCAUAUUGACAAGGAGAAGCGGAUAAGAGUUGGGAACGGUGAUGCAGUUGCUGCUUUAUCCUAUUUUGAGGCAAAGUCUGAGAGUGAUCCUAUGUUUUUUUCUAAGUAUACUAAAACUGUUGAUGAAAAUUUGAAAGACCUGUUUUGGAGUGAUGGAGUAAGCAGAUUAGAUUAUCAUGCAUUUGGUGAUGUUGUUGCUUUUGACAGUACAUAUAAAAGGAACAAGUACAACAAGCCUCUUGUUAUUUUCUGUGGCUAUAAUCAUCAUGGGCAAACAACAAUUUUUGCAUGCGCUUUGCUAACAGAUGAGUCGGCUAAUACAUAUAAGUGGGUUUUGGAAACUUUUGCUGAAUGUAUGUUUCAGAAGCAUCCGAAAGCAGUUGUUACUGAUGGUUGUUUGGCUAUGAAAGAAGCCAUUCGGUGUAUCUUUCCUAAUGCCCGUCAUAGGUUGUGUUCAUGGCACAUUCAACAAACUGCAAUUGAAAAGUUAAAGCAUUCAGAGUUUCUGGAUGAAUUUUCAGGGCUGAUUUAUGCUAAAAUGAAUGCAGAAAAAUUUGAGAGAUUGUGGGCUGAAGCUGUUGAAAAGUAUGAUCUUGCUAAUAAUGAGUGGGUGAGAUAUAUGUAUGGGUUGAAGACAAUGUGGGCGGCGGCUUAUAUGAAGGAUCUAUUCUUCGCAGGCAUAAGAACCACUUCAAUGUGUGAAGGGAUUAACUCAUUUAUCAAGAGUUAUGUGCAGUGUAAAAACAGUUUGAUUGAUUUUAUCCACAAUUUUGAAAGGGUUGUCAAGGAGUACCGACACAAUGAGUUGGUAGCAGAUUUUACAACUAUGUACACGGAGCCUGUGCUAACAACUCCACUCCGUGAAAUUGAAAUUGGCUUUUCCAAGCUUUUGACAAGGAAGAUGUUUGAAGAAGUGAAAUCUCAGAUUCAACGUGUGGGUGGCUUAGAAAUUACUCAAAGGGCAGAGGUAAAUGGUGUGGUCAUGUUGAGGAUGCAUAAGUUUUUGUAUGAGCGGCGUGAAUACGUUGUUUUAUAUGAUAAGCAUUCUGUGAAAUUUGUAUGUGAUUGUGGAAACUUUGAGUAUUGUGGUAUUCCUUGCUCCCACAUCAUAUGUGCGAUGAGAAAAGAAAGGGUUGAUGAAAUUCCUCCUAGUCUUAUAUGUAAACGCUGGUCAAGGAAUGCUAAAGUUGAAAUCAUGCAUCAUAUUAAUAAUUCUGUUGCUGAAAAUGAUGUCAAGAAAUUAGCUAUGCUGCGCAGGGGUGUGUUGUCAGCUGCUUGCAACAUACUGAACGCAGUAGCUUGUGAAAAUGUUAAUGACUUUCCUGAGGUUAUUGUGGAUAUUUACAAGCUGGCUGAAAAGGUCCAAAGGCGCCGGGCAGGAAACUCUCGACUACGCAUUGGUCCAUUUUUGAUUGGUGAUCCCGCUGUGGUUACUACAAGGGGCCGCAAGAAGAAUGUUGGGAAGAAAAAAAGGCUAUGUGGUAGAUGCAGGAUGAGUGGGCAUACAACCCGCAAGUGCACACAAUUGCCUCACCCAGAUGGUUCUCUUGAUGUUGAUACGGGUGAUUCCUCUGUUGAGUUUGGCGAGGACGAUAGUGUGCAGGAUCAGGUUGAUGGUCUUAUGCUGGAUAAUGGAAGGAAGCGGAAAGUACGAUCAACAAAAAACACGCCAAAUGCAAAAGGGAAAACAGCAACGCCAAACAGGAGAACUGGAACACCGAGAGGGAAAAAUGCCACACCAAACAAAAUAUCUUCAACAGCAAAUGGGAAAGCCAAGCAUUUGAGGGAUGAUCAUGCUACAGAAGCUGGUGGAGUUCAGCAUUAUUCGCAUUAUCCAAUGAAUAUGGCAAAUGAAUUUGCAAUGUUCCCUCAAUUUCCUGAAAACGGAAAUUACCAAUCAUACCCUGGUAUACGUAUUUCAGAACCAGGUUCUUCUUCCACAAUUCCUAAGUUUAUGAGUUAUUUGAAUGAAGUUGAACGGAAUGCGAUGGUUGCACGGGUUGAAAAAUGCACUUGGUGUGCUAAGGCAUGUAUGCCAGAUUUUGUUGAUUCCAGACAUGGUUAA
Molecule: messenger RNA, 2658 nt
Organism: Lotus japonicus
Lineage: Eukaryota; Viridiplantae; Streptophyta; Magnoliopsida; Fabales; Fabaceae
Product: protein FAR1-RELATED SEQUENCE 5-like
Exons: 5
Coding region: 1-2658 (885 amino acids)
Molecular function (GO): zinc ion binding
Source: RefSeq, a predicted model, not a curated record